Messenger RNA from Zasmidium cellare ATCC 36951, 594 nucleotides. RefSeq lists its product as uncharacterized. Gene Ontology annotation, molecular function: protein binding; Rho GDP-dissociation inhibitor activity. The transcript is spliced from 4 exons. The record is from RefSeq and is a predicted model, not a curated record. Gene Ontology annotation, biological process: Rho protein signal transduction. NCBI's taxonomy places the organism in Eukaryota, Fungi, Ascomycota, Dothideomycetes, Mycosphaerellales, Mycosphaerellaceae. Gene Ontology annotation, cellular component: cytosol; membrane; cytoplasm. Bases 1 to 594 code for a protein of 197 amino acids.
AUGUCCGCGCCCCACGAGGAAGACCUCAAGCCUGAGGAGACGGAAGGCUUCAAGGUCGGUGAGAAGAAGACGAUUGAUGAGUAUCAGCAGCUAGACCAAAACGACGAAUCCCUCCGCAAGUGGAAAGAGUCACUCGGCAUCGGCAGCGGCACGCCCAUCGCCAACCCCUCGGACAAGCGCCGCGUGGUAAUCCUCUCGCUGGGCCUCGAAGUCCAAGGCCGCUCGGACAUCAUCAUCGACCUGCAGCAGCCCGGCACGCUGGAGGACCUCAAGAACCACCCGUUCACGAUCAAGGAGGGCGCCGUGUUCCGCAUGAAAGUGCGCUUCCAGGUGCAGCAUCAGGUGCUGAGUGGGUUGAAGUAUGUGCAGGUCGUGAAGCGCAUGGGGGUGAAGCAGAAGAUGCAGGAGAUGAUUGGCUCUUACUCGCCCAACACGACCGACAAGACUGAGUACGAGAAGAAGUUCGAACCCGACACCGCCCCCUCAGGCAUGGUCGGCCGCGGCCACUACAACGCCGUCUCCAAAUUCGUCGACGACGACAACCAAGACCACCUGAGCUUCGAAUGGUCCUUCGACGUCAAGAAAGACUGGUAG